AAGGUUUCAUUGUGGUAAUGCAGGAAGUGGGAGAAAUAGAAGCUGAGAUUUCUGAGGUUGGGGUCGAGAGAGUAGUGAGGAGGAUACUCACAUAUAGAACACCUCGACCGCUUAUUUUGCCCAAGGAUAAAAGCUUUUGGGGACCUAAAGACGAAACUAUUCCUUUACCGUCAUGGCUAACGGAGGAAGAUGUUGCUUACUAUGUUAGCAAGUUUCAAGAGAAAGGUUACACUGGUGGAGUUAAUUACUACCGCAAUUUUGACCGAAACAAUGAGCUGUUUGCUCCAUGGGUGGGAUGCAAAAUCCAGGUACCUACAAAAUUCGCGAUUGGGGAGCAGGAUCUGGUCUACCAUUUUCCUGGUGCGAGGGAAUACAUACAUGGUCCCAAGUUCAAGGAAGAAGUUCCUUUGCUCGAAGAGCCUGUGGUCAUCGAGGGGGCUGCUCACUUCGUUAACCAAGAGAAGCCACAAGAGAUCCUCCAACUUAUCGUUGACUUCAUCUCCAAAUUCUAGUCUUGCUUUCCUUAAGCCACCUUGUAAGUUCCAUACGGAAGAGCAUAUAUGCUUUUAAUAAGUUGAACAGUGAGGAUUAUGGUUUAUAUGUAUUAUGAAGUUUAAGGUUCGUUUUAUCAA
Messenger RNA from Brassica napus (rape), 632 nucleotides. Its product is annotated as epoxide hydrolase A-like. The coding region runs from base 18 to 512 and encodes 164 amino acids. The transcript has 2 exons. The record is from RefSeq and is a predicted model, not a curated record. Gene Ontology annotation, molecular function: hydrolase activity. NCBI's taxonomy places the organism in Eukaryota, Viridiplantae, Streptophyta, Magnoliopsida, Brassicales, Brassicaceae.